AUGCCGAAGCUAUGUCCACUCUGCGGCCCGAUGGCCUCCGCAUUUUGUAUGGUGAUGUCCGUGUGGGGCGUCAUUUUCCUUGGGCUGCUCGGCGUCUUCUUCUACUUGCAGGCAGUGACGCUCUUCCCCGACAUCCACUUUGAAAUGACGAAGGGCGCCACAUCGUUCCCCGUCAAGGAUAUCGAAGAAAAGUACAACGACAAAGCAAUCCAGUGCUGGAUCGCGGCGGGCAUGUAUGCUGUCACACUGGUCAUCGUCUUCUGGCAGAACAAGUUCAACUCCUCGAGCGCAAUC
Molecule: messenger RNA, 294 nt
Organism: Mesorhabditis spiculigera
Lineage: Eukaryota; Metazoa; Nematoda; Chromadorea; Rhabditida; Rhabditidae
Source: the annotation of a GenBank genome assembly